GGAUUAGGUAACGCCAGCGUAAUGAUUCUCUGUUGCGCGUACAACUUCAUCAAACACUUCAUCACCUUAGUCUAGCGAAGGGGCACGUUUUGUUGUAGCGUUGUGGCAAUGUUUGUGUUAAAUUCAAGCUGGUCAAAUCGAAUAGCUGCAGCAGCCGGCUAGAGUUGGCCGGUACCGGUAAAACACCACCCGAUCUGCUGCGACCGAACGGGCGCAUGCGCGGUCGUCACAUCCUCCCGGAGGAAAACUCCACCCGCUGCACGGCCGAGGCGACAAUCGAGGAGCCGGAGGAGAGUGUGCGAGAUAUGGUCAGCAGGCUCGAGAGUGGCAACGCCACGCUCACCGCACGCACCACCAACAAGCCACGCAUCAUCGAGUCGCGGUGCAUUGAAAAGUUCGAACACGAGCCGGCCAUCACGAUCAACAGCCAGACGACGGUGGAAGGCAGCCCGCCGGUCGUCAGUGACCGCAAGUCACCCAGUGUGGAACCUGUCACCGUCAACAAUCACAUCAACGUAGUAGUGCACCCGAUCCCAACCAAUGGGUCCGUACCGCAACCACCACCGAUCCCUGGUCCGCUACUAAUACCUCCGCUACUAAGAGGAGGUCCAGCAAAAUCGUUACCGGCCAGCGAGGUAACAACGACCGUGCCACCUCCAUCAGCGACCGGUGCCACCUCGAUGGAACGUCCACCCAAAGUUUGCCGUAACAAAAAUGUGGAUCUUGCGUUUGCGGCCACCAUGAAGCAGCUGGUCGGUUUGAAUGGGAACGGCACCGUUAGGCCACCGUCUGCUGUGAAGAAAUCUCCCUCCCAGGUAUCGGUCACGGUGGAAUCGAACGGUCAGGAUGCAUCGCCACCCGACAGUGCACCAUCGAGUGCUGCUUCCGUGACAAAAACGGUAACCUUCAACUUCACCAACGGGACCGAGAUGGCAACGCCGGCGAACGGGACCGAAGAGUCACACCACACGAACGGAGCACAAACGGUGGACCAGAGCGAGAAUCUUCGACCGAGCGCCAUUGCCGAGCAGCGCAAGGUUGACGAGCUGACGUCCCCCAAGCUGGUGAACUGGAGCAGUAUCGGACGGUUCGACGAGCGGCAGUACUUCGCCAACGACCGAAAGCUGAUCGAGAAGCGCAAGUACGACGACAUGGAGUUCGAGGAGUUCGAGGUGCUCGAUCCGAACGCACCGCCGCCGUCGGAACACUACGACAGUCUCAACAGCAAGUGAGCGGUCGGUUCGGAUUCCCGCCCCGACGGCUGUACGUAUUACACACGGAAGUAUUUCAAUCCAAACGUGAAGUUGGAAAAGCGUAACCAAAAACAAAGGACAGAUUGGGGAGAAGAUUUAACAGAAUGCCACACCAGAUGCACACGUUUGGCCAUUUAGUCAGUACGAUUAUCGCUUACUCUUAUUCGUCUUACUUUAGCAAAACUAAGCUUAACUGAUCGCAGCAAAGAACGGACUCCAUGCUAACCUUACGUUGACUCCCAUUUUAUGGCCAAAGCGCACUUUUAACCGCUAAUGUGUACUUCGGGAAACUAACACUUCCCCGCUUGUGUGUUUUGAUAGUUUUACGCAUUUUUAAUCGUCCCGACGCGAGAUGCGCCUAUUUUAAUCACCCAACUCCUAUGUACAUACGCUACCGUAUUUUACCAGUUUCGUACAAGCACCCAUCUACGGCAAAGUGUGACAAAUCCUGGUGAACAUGAUCAAUCUCAUCCCGGCAGUGAAAACAGUGAACCCUUUAACCAACGAGAAACGCACGGCUAAUGUUGAAAGUCUAUUUAUUCGCGAAUUACGCCUCCAAACUCUUCACCGCACUUAAAAACUAGCUGGUGGAGAAGGUUUCUAAUUUUACUCCCUGGAAGAAGAAGAAGAGAAGCCGAUCCACUAAACGAUGACCAACGAUUUAUUAUAUAUCGAAGCAAUGGAAGCCACUGGCUGGACGAAUAUUCCAAAAACAUACAGUGUAGAUUUGUAGACGAAACUACUUAGUAACAUGUUAUUAAACAAAAGUAAUCUGGAAAUAAAAUACAUUUAUGGUUAAACCA
This is a messenger RNA of Anopheles stephensi (Asian malaria mosquito), 2056 nucleotides long. RefSeq names its product protein javelin. NCBI's taxonomy places the organism in Eukaryota, Metazoa, Arthropoda, Insecta, Diptera, Culicidae. The record is from RefSeq and is a predicted model, not a curated record. The transcript has 2 exons. The coding region runs from base 216 to 1232 and encodes 338 amino acids.